This is a messenger RNA of Tribolium madens (black flour beetle), 819 nucleotides long. RefSeq names its product frataxin homolog, mitochondrial. Gene Ontology annotation, molecular function: ferric iron binding; ferroxidase activity; ferrous iron binding. Gene Ontology annotation, biological process: intracellular iron ion homeostasis; iron incorporation into metallo-sulfur cluster. The transcript has 3 exons. Gene Ontology annotation, cellular component: mitochondrion. NCBI's taxonomy places the organism in Eukaryota, Metazoa, Arthropoda, Insecta, Coleoptera, Tenebrionidae. The coding region runs from base 146 to 682 and encodes 178 amino acids. The record is from RefSeq and is a predicted model, not a curated record.
GCCAGUUUAGGAAACAAUAUGUAAACAACUAAUAUAAUAAAAUAGCAUAUUUUCUCUAAUUAUCUAUAAAUAAUAAUAAAAAGUGUAAUUUGUUACAUAACCUACAAAACAUAACCCGACUUCCAGUUGUCAAAAUUUGGUCAAAAUGCUUGCGUGUCGGUCGUUUUUACGGGUUGUUAGAGUUGUAGCCUCCUUUAGACACUUACACAAAUACAACUCCUUUCACAUAUUAAGUGCCCCAAACGUUAGAAAUACUGCCACACCAAUCUAUAGGUUAUGUUCAAUGAAGCCUCCCGAAGACUUAAUCGACGUCUCCACAUUCGAAAAAGCCUGCGACGAGACUUUGGAAUCUCUGACCGAAUAUUUCGAGCAAAUAGUCGAAGAAGUGGAUAAUUUAAAAUCAGCCGAUGUGGCAUACAGUAGUGGCGUUUUGACUGUUAAUUUAGGGCCGGAUUAUGGCACUUAUGUGAUUAAUAGACAGUCACCGAAUAGGCAAAUUUGGUUGAGUUCGCCUGUCUCAGGACCUAAAAGAUAUGAUUUUGUGGUCAAGGACAAUUGUUGGGUGUAUAAACACGACGGGAAGACUUUGCAUAAGUUGUUGCAGGAUGAAAUAGCAAGAAUUGUGAAAAUUGAUGUUAAUUUUGCCAAUUGUUCGUAUGGGAAGCUUUCAAAUACAUCUUAAAUAGAGGUGCUAGUACAUUUUUUACACUUAUGUUAAGUAUAUUUACAACAGCUAUACAUACAGUUAUGUACAAGGAAAAUAAAUUAGUUGCUUUCAGUUUUAAAAAUAUCUAAUUAUAUCACAUGUUUGGUCACACA